This is a messenger RNA of Piliocolobus tephrosceles (Ugandan red Colobus), 1363 nucleotides long. It is a transcript of the gene FGF17, whose product is annotated as fibroblast growth factor 17. Gene Ontology annotation, molecular function: growth factor activity. NCBI's taxonomy places the organism in Eukaryota, Metazoa, Chordata, Mammalia, Primates, Cercopithecidae. The coding region runs from base 180 to 797 and encodes 205 amino acids. The transcript is spliced from 5 exons. The record is from RefSeq and is a predicted model, not a curated record.
CCCCUCCUCCUCCCUCUUUUUUCUCCUCCUCCUCCUCCCCUUUCUCUCCUCCUCGCCCCCCUGAAAACCUGUGGCUCGGAGAGACCUUGGCUUCUCUGGGACUCUACCCCUGGGGACUUCCCACAUCUGCUCCUGAGCUUGGGGGCAGGGGGGCAACUGCCUGAGGAACCUCUCCAGCGAUGGGAGCCGCCCGCCUGCUGCCCAACCUCACUCUGUGCUUACAGCUGCUGAUUCUCUGCUGUCAAACUCAGUACGUGAGGGACCAGGGCGCCAUGACCGACCAGCUGAGCAGGCGGCAGAUCCGCGAGUACCAGCUCUACAGCCGGACCAGUGGCAAGCACGUGCAGGUCACCGGGCGUCGCAUCUCCGCCACUGCUGAGGACGGCAACAAGUUUGCCAAGCUCAUAGUGGAGACGGACACAUUUGGCAGCCGGGUUCGCAUCAAAGGGGCUGAGAGCGAGAAGUACAUCUGUAUGAACAAGAGGGGCAAGCUCAUCGGGAAGCCCAGCGGGAAGAGCAAAGACUGCGUGUUCACGGAGAUCGUGCUGGAGAACAACUACACGGCCUUCCAGAACGCCCGGCACGAGGGCUGGUUCAUGGCCUUCACGAGGCAGGGGCGGCCCCGCCAGGCUUCCCGCAGCCGCCAGAACCAGCGCGAGGCCCACUUCAUCAAGCGCCUCUACCAGGGCCAGCUGCCCUUCCCUAACCACGCCGAGAAGCAGAAGCAGUUCGAGUUUGUGGGCUCCGCCCCCACCCGCCGGACCAAGCGCACGCGGCGGCCCCAGCCCCUCACGUAGUCUGGGAGGCAGGGGGCAGCAGCCCCUGGGCGCCUCCCCACCCCCUUCCCUUCUUAAUCCAAGGACUGGGCUGGGGUGGCUGGAGGGGAGCCAGAUCCCCCAGGGAGGACCCUGAGGGCCGCCAAACAUCCCAACCCCUAGCUGGGAAGGGGCAGGCCAGUGCCCCAGGGGCGGCUGGUACAGUGCACCCUUCCCGGACAGGUGGCAGGCCCUGGAGAGGAACUGAGUGUCACCCUGAUCUCAGGCCGCCAGCCUCUGCCGGCCUCCCAGCCGGGCUCCUGAAGCCCGCUGAAAGGUCAGCGACUGAAGGCCUUGCAGACAACUUGUCUGGAGGUGGCUGUCCUCAAAAUCUGCUCCCCGGAUCUCCCUCAGUCUGCCCCCAGCCCCCAAACUCCUCCUGGCCAGACUGUAGGAAGGGACUUUUGUGUGUUUGUUUGUUUCAGGAAAACAGAAAGAGGGAGAGAGAGAGAGGAAAAUAGAGGGUUGGCCACUCCUCACAUUCCACGACCCAGGCCUGCACCCCACCCCCAACUCCCAGCCCCGGAAUAAAACCAUUUUCCUGCAAA